Messenger RNA from Lepidothrix coronata (blue-crowned manakin), 917 nucleotides. It is a transcript of the gene CUNH22orf39, whose product is annotated as chromosome unknown C22orf39 homolog. The coding region runs from base 7 to 327 and encodes 106 amino acids. Lineage: Eukaryota; Metazoa; Chordata; Aves; Passeriformes; Pipridae. The transcript has 3 exons. The record is from RefSeq and is a predicted model, not a curated record.
CGCGGCAUGGCGGACGCGGGCGGCUCGUGGCGGCCGCCGCGGCCGUGCGAGGACUACUGGGGGGAGUGGAAGCACUGCCGCGGGCUGCGCCAUGCCUUCCACCACUACUACGCGCACGGGGAGCUGCCGGCCUGCGGGCGCUGGCGGGAGGACUACGAGGCCUGCCGGGCCUGGGAGCGGCACCGCGCCGCCGCCGCGCAGGAAGCUUUGUGCAAGAGUGAAAGAGCUCGAGUGAUGGAAAGCCAGAAGUAUGCUCCGGUGUGGACACUCAGGAAAAGCCCCCCACCAGACUGGUAUCUACCCCUUGACCAGGACAAACCAAAUUAGGAAGGUUGUUUGCUGUGUUUGGUCAGUAACUUAAUACACAAUUCAGAACUGUGCUGCCUUUUUUUUCUUCCAUGUCAUCUUGAAGUUAUACAACUGUAGCUCUGCCCUGCAAUACUUGAGCACUCUUUCAAAAGUACUGAGAGUUUAUUUAAAUGCUGAGUAUUUUUUAAAGGGAGAGUUGAGGUGCUUAAUUUGUCUUGUAUUGCUAUCUUACACUUUAGGAUCUUGUCUCAGCAACUCAGCAGGCAACUCCCAAAUUAAUCCACACAUGAUCCAGCUCCUCUUGCUAGAUCAGGGCCUCUUCCCCUACCAGCUGGUGGUGUGCACUUUUGGAACAAGGUACCAACCCCAGGCCUGCAAAUGGGAAAAAAAACAAGCUGGGAAUCCUCCCUCCUGUUCAGGACAAUCCCAACCACUGGCAUUUAAAAGGCAUUUCCCAGAACAGGAUUGUUGUGGGUUAAGAGCUUCUCACCUGAUGGGGAGGUGCUGCAGAUCCUGAAACUGCCCCUUUGUGGAACUACUCUUGAAUGAUGGUGUGUGUUGUGGUAGUAUUCAAAACUACUACAAAAAUAAAGGUUUAAACAAAUGUA